UAGAUUUUACCGCUCAUAUUAUUAUUAUUUUAUCUUAUUUAUUAUACCUACAUAUUGUUUUUAUGUAAUUUUACAAACUUUUUUCAUACAAUUAUUAAAUAGUUUUCAAUUAAAUGAAUCGUUAAACCAAUGAAUCACUCGCUCUAUGAAAACCUGGACAUGGCUGCAGAAUGCGGACCAUGACUUUACUGCUCUGUUUUAUUAGACUGCGAAUGUUCCUGACAUCAUUGCUGAAUGGGACACCGAUUCGGACUCUGAAACUAUUAUAUUAAGCGAUUUGCAGAUUGAAAGUUCUACUUUUAUCAGUUCCGACUUAGACUUUCAACACCAAGAUCUAAAUAUGAACGGUGAUGAUAAUUAUGAUCAAAGUGCUACAGAUACUAGUAACAGUGACAGUGAAUCUGAAGAUGACGUUGUCCAGGGAACAAUAGACAGAUGCUGUGUCUCUAACCCUUGGAAUCAUUCUGUAAAAAAUAAACAUAUAGUUGUAACAUAUACCAAUAUUGAAAACGAUGAACUUGAAGUGAUACAAGAGUUGGUAGAUACGUUUAAACUAAAUGCACACGUAGGUUGGAGUGAUAGUGUUACACAUUUAAUUGUGAAAAUUCUUCCAAAUGGUAAAUGUGUUCGAACUAGAAAAAUUAUGAACGCGCUAUUAUUAAACUGCUUUAUUGUUAGUUUGGAGUGGGCCAAAGACUGUAUAACUUCUAAGACAUUAUUGCCAGAGGUAGAUUAUAUACCACCUGAUUAUUCUGGCGAACCAUCCCCAUUAGUGUCUUGGCGUGUGGGACGAGGAAUAAUUGAUUCACCGAUGGAAUGGACUAGAAAUUGCAUUUUAUAUCUUCAUAGUUCUAUUGAAUUCAAUGAGUCAUAUAUGGACAUAAAAUUAUGGGCUCAAAGAGCUGGUUUUGUGUUGACUAAUGAUUUGGGAGAGUUCAAUGAUGACUACAAAUUGCGAAUUAUAUUGGCUGAUAAAAAUAGUACAACUAAUGAUGUUCGAGCUAAAUUACCCAACAAAACAGAAAUUACAAGUUGGAUAUGUGAUUAUAAAGCUGUUACAUUAUUCUUGGAUUGGUUUCUUGAGUGUUUGUUUCAAUACAAAUUUGUUGAAAUUAGUCGAGAUUACCAAAUUAUGAAACUAAAUUCAAACAUGGUAGAAUUUACCAAUAUGGAAGAAUCUCUGUUUGAAUUUGAAAUUUGUUGAAUAAUACAUUUUUUCAUGUGUAAAUUAAAUAUUUGAUUAUUAAGAUAUUUUUGGAUUAUUAUGAACCAUGUACCCAUGAAACAAAUAUUUUUAUUUUUAUGUUAAGUUAAGUUUAUUAUUAUGUAAUUUAUUUUGUUAAAUUUGUGUUACUUCUUGGUUUCAUGCCAUUUGACUACAGUGUUUUUUUUUUAUUAAUUUUUUAUAUAAUUAGUGUU
This is a messenger RNA of Rhopalosiphum maidis (corn leaf aphid), 1419 nucleotides long. RefSeq lists its product as uncharacterized. NCBI's taxonomy places the organism in Eukaryota, Metazoa, Arthropoda, Insecta, Hemiptera, Aphididae. The transcript has 7 exons. The coding region runs from base 341 to 1204 and encodes 287 amino acids. The record is from RefSeq and is a predicted model, not a curated record. Gene Ontology annotation, biological process: negative regulation of fatty acid biosynthetic process; positive regulation of transcription by RNA polymerase II; double-strand break repair via homologous recombination. Gene Ontology annotation, molecular function: ubiquitin-protein transferase activity. Gene Ontology annotation, cellular component: plasma membrane; BRCA1-A complex; BRCA1-BARD1 complex.